GUGUCCUUCCUUUUCCAGUGACAGCGACGGCACCGAAAUGUAUGUCCCUCCCGAGGACGAAGAUGUCCAUGCACGAGAGGGAUCGUCUCGCCCAACGGUACCGGAAUAUGCUUAUGAGCAUGCUCAGCUACCGUUACCAUCGGCUCGAUCCUAUAAUCCCUGGCCUUACCAAUCGCAUUCGCAAGCCUACGAAGCAACACAGCAUCCUACUUCUCAGGGCGAACCGGCAUCCCACCCGGAGUCGUCCCUGCGCUCAACGUCUAGCGCAGUGUCAUAUGGACCCCCAUCGCCAAUAUACAUGCACGGCUAUCGCGAAGAAACCAUAUCGUUGCAGAGGCGCCAACACAGGCUUCCCUUUGUCGGGACUGACGCUAACGAUGUGUUUCCUGAGUCCACAGUACUCUUACAACCGACCAGCGCAGGGACCUCCCAAAGUCCUCAUGUACGCUUCGACCAUGCACAAAUGGUGCACUCUCAAGUGCACCAGCCCCUUAUCCCGGCGGAGCAACUGCUGCCGCCGCCGACGAGCGCAGCAUACUAUGCCCCCGCACACGCUGUGCAAGGAUGUCCAUCCCGACGCAACGAUGGACCGUGAGGCUCGAGGCCUUCAUCGUCGAGGAACAUGGUGGCCAAGUAUAGAGCCGUCGACGCUGACGAUUGACCCGUAUCUCGCCAAUGCGCAGAUACCGCCGACCGAACCCGAAUCGGGACCGUAUUGGCCGUCCUCCCCCGCGAGUGCGCCAGCAUGGCCAGAUGCGCGGUUUUCCGAGGACGACAUCUUCCCGUUCGAAGAGCGCAGGCACAUACCUUACAGUGACAAGGCUGUGCAAUUUAGCGGGGUUGGGUGGGAGGGGGAGGCAGAAGAGGGUGAAGGUACGAUUGCCAUAGUAAACGCGCGCCCCAAACCCCUCGCCACACUCAGGGGCAAGGGCCGGUCAGCAGAACCUAAGGACGACAAGGGCAAUGCGGGGAAAAGGAAAAGAAGGGAAAGGAAACAUCAGUGCCCGAACUGCAGCAAAAUGUUUGACCGCCCGAGCAGCCUCGCAGUGCACAUGAACACUCACACCGGUUCUAAACGACCAGCCAGCCCAUUCUCUUCCCGGCUCCCUUAUCGCUUGCUUGCGGCUGAAACUUGUCAACAGCCUUCGCAUGCCCGGUCCCUGGGUGCGGAAAGCGGUUUGCCGUCCAGUCCAAUGCGACGCGGCACCUCCAAUCGCACGGCAUAACGCUAAACACCAACACCCGCGAUCAAGCGUUCGCCGUCAGCUUCGACGCGCCGGUCGUCUCGCAUGAUGUGCAUGCGACUGCGCCCCAGCCCGCGAGCUAUGAGUGGAUGCGACCGCACAGCUCGAUUGCAGAUCUGGGUCUGCGUGCGUCAGCUCCACUGCCAGAGCCGUCGGGGGGCGCCGGCUAGCGAUGUGGCGGACCCAUCGGCGAGGCUUUAGGUUCCACGUCACCAGCAUGAGCAGGAGGAGAGCGACGAAGGAGAGGGAGGUGAGAGGGGUUUCAUGGGCGACGAAUAUAACGCGAGAUGUCUGUGGAUUUCGGCGACGUAGUUAUAGACAGAGUUGAUGUACUGAGCACAAUGGGAGUCGGAAGAAUAUUAGAACGACUUUCAC
This is a messenger RNA of Coniophora puteana RWD-64-598 SS2, 1619 nucleotides long. RefSeq lists its product as uncharacterized. Bases 38 to 595 code for a protein of 185 amino acids. The record is from RefSeq and is a predicted model, not a curated record. The transcript is spliced from 4 exons. Lineage: Eukaryota; Fungi; Basidiomycota; Agaricomycetes; Boletales; Coniophoraceae.